Morus notabilis is the source of this 1481-nucleotide messenger RNA. RefSeq names its product probable glycosyltransferase At5g03795. The coding region runs from base 109 to 1353 and encodes 414 amino acids. The transcript is spliced from 6 exons. NCBI's taxonomy places the organism in Eukaryota, Viridiplantae, Streptophyta, Magnoliopsida, Rosales, Moraceae. The record is from RefSeq and is a predicted model, not a curated record. Gene Ontology annotation, molecular function: glycosyltransferase activity.
GGCAUCAGAAGCAAUCAACCAGUCAUCGCCAAACCAAAUCCAAGCGACAAAGAAAUCUCCCUCUACUCCUUCACUCAAUCGGUGAGGUCGCCGGGAAAAUCACGGGCGAUGAGCAGCGGCAAGCAGUUUCAGUCGCCGCCGUCUUCCGCUUUCUGCUCGUUUCGGCGUUCUCUUCUCACUCUCGCCGUCCUUAGCUUAAUCUCCUUCAUCUGUUUCUCCCUCAAAUCCCUCAAAUCCCCUCUCCAGAACCCGAGCCCCACAACUUUGGUUUCUGCGAAAGUGGAAACGGAGAAUGUGGCCGAGGAAGAGAAGAAGGACGAGAUUUCCGGCGUGUUCCACUCACCGGAGGUUUUCCGAUUGAACUACGGGGAGAUGGAGAGGAAAUUCAAGGUGUAUAUAUAUCCCGACGGAGAUCCGAAUACCUUUUAUCAGACGCCGAGGAAGCUCACGGGGAAGUACGCGGGCGAGGGGUAUUUCUUCCAGAACAUUCGAGAGAGCCGAUUCCGCACCGAGGAUCCGGAUCAAGCCGACCUAUUCUUCAUUCCCAUCUCCUGCCAUAAAAUGCGGGGCAAGGGAACAUCUUAUGAGAAUAUGACUUUAAUUGUCCAGAGUUAUGUGGAGGGAUUAAUCUCCAAAUAUCCUUACUGGAAUAGAACCUUAGGUGCAGAUCAUUUUUUUGUCACUUGUCAUGAUGUUGGUGUGAGGGCGACUGAAGGUCUUCCACUUCUCGUAAAGAAUUCAAUCCGAGUUGUAUGCUCUCCAAGUUAUGAUGUCGGGUUUAUUCCACAUAAAGAUGUUGCUCUGCCUCAAGUAUUGCAGCCAUUUGCUCUUCCAGCUGGAGGGAAUGAUGUGGAGAAUAGGACAAUGCUUGGUUUUUGGGCUGGUCAUCGGAACUCUAAAAUUCGUGUUAUACUGGCACGAGUUUGGGAAAAUGACACAGACCUUUAUGUAUUGAACAACAGAAUCAACAGAGCUACUGGGGAUUUGUUGUACCAAAAGAGAUUUUACAUCACUAAGUAUUGCAUAUGCCCCGGUGGUUCCCAGGUGAACAGUGCUCGGAUAGCUGACUCAAUACAUUAUGGGUGUAUUCCUGUCAUAUUAUCAAAUUAUUAUGACCUGCCAUUCAACGACAUUCUUGAUUGGCGAAAAUUCUCCAUCAUAGUCAAGGAGAGUGAUGUCUAUCAGCUUAAACAAAUUCUGCAGAACAUACCUGACGAGGAGUUUCUUGCACUUCAUAGAAACUUGAUUAAGGUCCAGAGGCAUUUUCAAUGGAACUCACCUCCCACCAAAUAUGAUGCAUUUCAUAUGGUAAUGUAUGAACUUUGGUUACGUCAUCAUGUUAUCCAAUACUAGAUAUGGUUCCUGUCAACUCUUUAUAUACCCUUGUAGCAUAGCAACCCAAAAUCCUGUAACAUGUGUUAAUUUCGUUUAUCCUCCAUGUCCUUUUGACAGAGAAAAUUAAAGAUAAAAGUAACCAAAAA